Molecule: messenger RNA, 1380 nt
Organism: Vairimorpha ceranae
Lineage: Eukaryota; Fungi; Microsporidia; Nosematidae
Exons: 1
Coding region: 1-1380 (459 amino acids)
Source: RefSeq, a predicted model, not a curated record
AUGAAGAAAUACUUUUUUUAUUGUGUGCUGUUACAAUAUAAUAUUUCUGCAUCAAAUUCUAUUGAGAAUUUUAACUUGGAAAGAAAGAAAUCCGGCUACAAUGGUGAUCAGGAUGAUUUUGAGAAUUCAGGUAGUGGGUCAAUGGAUUCGAAAUACUAUGAUGAGAAUUUUUUUACUACAGAGAAAGUUGAUCUCUCUACGAGUCGGAGUAGAAAAAAGUCUGUUUUACAUAAAUCUGCUAACGAACCGUUAAGAGAAGAUUUCGAUAUCAAGGCUAAGAACCGAAAGCCAUUGUGUCAAAAAAUGUUGCAAGAUUGUCGUCGAAAACGUUUCUUUGGCACGCAACGUGUAGAAAAGUGUAUUGUAAAUGAUGAUGAUGCAAUCCUAAAAGCUUCUCGAAAAUUUUUUGGUAUUUUAAAAGCGAAUAAAAAUGUACAAGAUUAUGUAGAUAUGUUAUCUCAACUUUCAAAUGUCAAAUUUCAUUUAGAUAGGUCUAAGUUUACAGAGUAUGUUUUUUCAAUUUUAAAGGAGGAGAAAAGUGAUAUGAGUUUUGAUAAGGAGUUUGAUUUUUUUACAUAUUUUCUUGCUCGGUGUAGUUAUAUGUUGAUUUUUCGAAUAAGUGUAAAUCCAGCGAUGAAAAUAAAAAACGAAGUUUCUGAAAGGAUAUGGUCUGAGAUUGAAAGAAGCUUGGAAAUUAAACUUUAUUCAAACUGUUUAUGGGAAGUUCGGCAGUUAUUUAAAACUAAAAAUUAUAUUAAAAUAGUACAAAGUCUUGAAUCGAUAAUAGACGAUAAAGAUCUAGUGAAAGAUCCAAAAUUGAAGGAUAUACAUGAAGCUUUGAAAUUUAUGGAUGAUGUAAAUGACGGAAAGUAUUUAUUUACUAAUAGGCGUGUAGAAGUUGUAAAAAUUGAUUGUGUAAAGGAAGCUUCGAAAAAUGAACAGGUUAAAACUUUUGAAAAUACUGGUAAUAACAGUAAUAAAUUUGACAGUAGAACGAAUUCUGGAGUGAAGUAUUAUGGUGGUAAUUAUAAUGGUACAAAUUUCAAUUUUCCAUUAACAAGUAGCAAUAUUUCUCAGCAAAACUUUUCUGCUUUACCUAAUUCUAAUGGUUUCGAUGCAGAUGCAUCAUCUUAUCAAUUAUGUCUCAACAAUGCGGCGGAAGUAGAAAAUGAUAAUAUUGUAUUAGUGAGUGCUGUGUUCUUUCCAUUGAUUUUUAUAUUAUUUAUUAUAAUUUUUAUAUGGAAAUGCUAUAAUUGUAGACUACCUAAGAAGAAAUUUAGCGAAUGUAAGAUUAAGAAAGAUGUAAAUGAGGACUUGGAACCAUUAAUUAAGAAAGAUAGCAAUUCAUAUGGGAGUGUUGACGAACUGAGCUUGCCUUAA